GAGAGAGAGAGAGAGAGAAUAAUAAAGAUGUCAAAAUCAUUGCUUUUAAGUUUUGGGAAAUAAGAAACACGUAAAAUAUUCGUAAACCGAGUGCUUAUUAAAAUUAUUUCUUCGUCAUAGUGAGAGAAAGAAAGAAACCCAACGCGUUCUCUCUCUCUCUCUCUCUCCUCCCUUCUCUCUCUCUCUCGCAAAAACCCUCAUUGCGUAGCCUGCAAUCGACUUUCGAAUGGCCAACAGUAACCUUCCCCGGAGAAUCAUCAAGGAAACUCAACGUCUCCUCAGUGAGCCUGCACCGGGAAUUAGCGCUUCACCAUCGGAAGACAAUAUGCGAUAUUUCAAUGUGAUGAUCCUUGGCCCAACACAAUCUCCUUAUGAAGGAGGAGUUUUCAAGUUGGAACUAUUUUUGCCAGAAGAAUAUCCAAUGGCUGCUCCAAAGGUUCGAUUUCUCACCAAAAUUUAUCAUCCUAACAUUGACAAGCUGGGAAGGAUAUGCCUUGACAUUUUGAAAGACAAAUGGAGUCCUGCUCUCCAGAUACGAACUGUACUUUUGAGUAUUCAGGCACUUUUGAGUGCUCCAAACCCCGACGAUCCGCUCUCUGAGAACAUCGCCAAACAUUGGAAAUCGAAUGAGGCUGAAGCGGUUGAAACAGCAAAGGAAUGGACCCGUUUAUAUGCAAGUGGUGUGUGAUGGCAUGGUGCAAGUUUAUCAUUCCCUCAAAUAACAUUGUUGCAAUGUAUGGUAUUCACUGUCAUUUUAGAUGAAAGAAUUGGAAAGAAUUGAUGUUUGAAAUAUUGGAGUUUAAUGUUCUCAAGCUACCAUUUAUUGCCUGAUAAUUGUUUCAUCUCUUGGAAGCUUGUGUCUGAAUUUGGAUGAUCAAGGAUGAAGAUACAUUUAUCUUCGGUCUCAAGUGUCGGCUGGGGAUUAUUAUAGGCACACAAAAUAUGGAUUUCUGGUAAUCGAUAGUGUGAAUAAUUCUUUACCAA
Molecule: messenger RNA, 984 nt
Organism: Prunus persica (peach)
Lineage: Eukaryota; Viridiplantae; Streptophyta; Magnoliopsida; Rosales; Rosaceae
Product: ubiquitin-conjugating enzyme E2 35
Exons: 8
Coding region: 227-688 (153 amino acids)
Biological process (GO): protein K63-linked ubiquitination; DNA damage tolerance
Cellular component (GO): nucleus
Molecular function (GO): ubiquitin conjugating enzyme activity
Source: RefSeq, a predicted model, not a curated record